AUGUUUCUUCUGACAUUGAAGUAUGUCUCGAAAGUAAUUUGCCUUUCUCUACUUUUUCUCGCAAUACCUUGCCGAUGUCCCACCGAUUCAAAUAGUGAAGCCGAUAUUCGUAUAUUACAUGGAAUCACAGCCGAUGAGCUCCAAUUUCCCUAUCAAGUAUCGCUGCAAAAACACAGAAAGCACCUCUGUGGGGGAUCCAUUAUUUCUGAUGUGAAAGUGUUAACAGCUGGUCAUUGUGUGACCGAUGAAAAUGGAGCCAGGAUACCUACGGCCUUAUUUGCCAUAUUGGCCGGAACUACCAAACUGAAUGUUGAGAAACCGAUUUAUUUGUUUCUGUUAAAACAAAUUUCCAUUCACCCGAAAUUCGAUCACCGUACCGUCCAAUAUGAUUACGCUGUCGUUUUUAUCAAUGGACUUUUUGACUUCAGACUAUCCGAACGAGUAGCGGCGAUUGCAUUAGCUACACAAAAUCCAACGCCAGGCACGAUCUGUUACCUCAGUGGCUGGGGCGAUGUACAAGAGGAUAUGAAAAUAAGAAUACCGAAUGACCUGCAAUUUGCCAGAAUAACCAUAGAUCCACCAGAAGUAUGCGCAAAAGAGUUUGGUAUUCAUUUCUCGCCCGAGCAGAUGUUGUGUGCUGGACGAACUAAUAACGAAAAUGCUGGUUGUGGCGACUCGGGAGGCCCACUUUAUUGCAAAAAUGAGCUUUGUGGUAUUGUGUCUUUUGGAAACGAAUUUUACGACUCGAAGUCUCCCGAUGUUUACAGCAGUGUUGCUUACGUGUUCGACUGGAUUAAUACCACUGAUGGCACAACAAAUUGUUCAAGCAAAGACAUAGUCAAGAGUCUUCAUGUUGUGAUUAUAUCUUUUUUCCUAUUGUUGGUAUCGAACAUCAUUUUAUUAAAACAAACUUGAGCAGAUGAAUUUAUGGAUGGCAAUUGAUAUUUUUGUACAGUACGGUCGGAUCCAACAAUUUAAAUUGACAGUGUAAGCUAGAUAAGUAUUUGUUGUUCUUACUAUAAAGGGUAAUCAAAUUUCAGCCUUAAUUAGCUUCAGCUGAUUCACUC
Molecule: messenger RNA, 1067 nt
Organism: Bradysia coprophila
Lineage: Eukaryota; Metazoa; Arthropoda; Insecta; Diptera; Sciaridae
Product: trypsin iota-like
Biological process (GO): proteolysis
Molecular function (GO): serine-type endopeptidase activity
Source: RefSeq, a predicted model, not a curated record